Messenger RNA from Gallus gallus (chicken), 2517 nucleotides. It is a transcript of the gene CLVS1, whose product is annotated as clavesin 1. The record is from RefSeq and is a predicted model, not a curated record. Lineage: Eukaryota; Metazoa; Chordata; Aves; Galliformes; Phasianidae. Gene Ontology annotation, molecular function: phosphatidylinositol bisphosphate binding. Gene Ontology annotation, cellular component: membrane. The coding region runs from base 393 to 1391 and encodes 332 amino acids. The transcript is spliced from 6 exons.
ACAGUUUUCUAGAGAGAUCUGAGCCUGAACCUGGGAGCCGGGAGAUCUUUCUCACCCACCCAGCUCAACUGCAAGGACACCUACAGGGGGAAAAAAAACCUAAACAUCCCACGCAGCCCCCCGCCGCCCCGAGGCAGGCUGCCUGGCUCUGUGCAGAAAGUGAUGGAAUAAACAACACAUUCCUUUGGAUGAAUUACACAGCAUAUGAACUGCCAAUUACUCUUUGUGCAGGAAUAAGAAAAACCCUUCACUUUCACUUAUUAGGUACCAUCUUGAAAACAAAAAACUUCUGAAUGGCUCAUGGUCAUUGCAGACCAUUAAUUGAAUGGGAUCAGCACUUCUCCUACUAAAAUAUCAGAAGUCAAGGAUUUGGAAAACAGAUUUUUGCAGCAAUGACCCAUUUACAAGCUGGACUUAGUCCAGAGACUAUAGAGAAAGCCCGCCUGGAACUGAAUGAAAACCCAGACAUUUUGCACCAGGAUAUCCAACAAGUCAGGGACAUGAUCAUCACGAGGCCUGACAUCGGGUUUUUACGUACAGAUGAUGCCUUCAUCUUGAGAUUUCUUCGAGCCAGGAAGUUUCACCAAAUGGAGGCCUUCAGACUGCUGGCUCAGUACUUCCAGUACCGCCAAUUAAAUUUGGAUAUGUUCAAAAAUUUCAAGGCUGAUGAUCCAGGCAUCAAACGGGCUCUGACUGAUGGGUUCCCAGGAGUACUGGAAAAUCGUGACCACUGUGGCAGGAAGAUUCUUCUGCUUUUUGCAGCCAACUGGGAUCAGAGUAGGAACUCCUUCAUAGAUAUCCUUCGGGCUAUCCUACUGUCCUUGGAAGUUCUCAUUGAAGAUCAGGAGCUUCAGAUAAAUGGCUUCAUUCUAAUUAUAGAUUGGAGCAACUUCUCCUUCAAGCAAGCCUCCAAGCUUACACCAUCUAUCCUCAAAUUGGCCAUUGAAGGUUUGCAGGACAGCUUUCCUGCCCGCUUUGGAGGAGUCCAUUUUGUCAACCAGCCCUGGUACAUCCAUGCCCUGUAUACGCUAAUCAAACCAUUCCUCAAAGACAAGACAAGGAAAAGGAUCUUUCUUCAUGGCAACAACCUGAACAGCCUUCACCAGCUAAUACACCCGGAAUGCCUGCCCUCUGAGUUCGGGGGGACUCUUCCCCCGUACGACAUGGGGACGUGGGCUCGAACAUUGCUCGGUCCCGACUACAGUGACGAGAAUGAGUACACUCACACCUCGUACAACGCCAUGCAUGUGAAGCACGCAUCCUCCAGCCUGGAGCAGGAGGACUCUCCCAAACCCAUGAAAAGGUCCCAGUCAGUGGUGGAAGCUGGCAUGCUGAAGCACGAGGACCUGGGGGAAAGUGAGAACACCCAGCCACUGCUGGCCCUGGACUGAGCCCCAUGCGCUGACUGCAGACAUCCAGACCCCAUCCACCCAGAAACCACCGAGCACACGAUACGCAUUCACACGCGUUUCGCUUGAAAACAAGUCCUUCAUCUUUCUUGACUGAGUAACAAGAGCCACCAGCCACCUGCCCACGCGGCCAACGCUGAACAGCCUUUCUAUUGACACAGGAUGCGAAGGAAGACAUAGCGGGGGUCUGUUCAUACGUAAAGAAUUUGGUCUUCUUUCCUUUUUGGACUUCUGGCAUUAAAAAGUUGGAAAUGAUGGGACAGCCUUCUCCUUUUAAAGAAAGCAGUGUGUGUCAGUAGAAGUUUUCCUGGAGCCUCCAACAGGGACGCUCAGUUUUAUAGAAGCUAAGGUUAAAUGUGUAUUAAAGCAAAGCAUCUUUAAAGUCUGCACUGUUCAGUGUGGCUCAGAGGGCAGAAACAGCAUUAUCUAUGGUGUGUUUGAGAUCUGCAGAAGGGAUUUUGUAUUAAAAAAGUAAAAAUCAGCGCCAGCAUAAUGCCAUACAAUGUGACACUUUGCAAUUGCCUCAUCCAUACUGCUUUUAGGGGGGGGUCACUUAUUUCAGUAUCUAGCAAAAAGGAUUCUUAACUUUUGAAACCCUUACAAAACUGUCAGCUAAGUGGAAUGAGCUGCGUGGGCAGCAGAUACAGACAAUUUGGAAUGCAAUUAUUUAAUUUUAACGAUGUGUUUUCCCAUAGGUGACUCGGGAACCCGUUAGAUGUGUGUGCGCGUGUGCGAGGGGGUGCCAGGGAGACCCACCGGACACAUUCACCAGUGAUUAAUGGUUCAUUCAGAUUUUUCAUUUAGGUCGCAACCGCAAAUAAAAGCUCUGCAGAACCAUUUACCCCCCUCCCCUCCUGCAGUCAGUGAAAGGUGUAGCCAGAAGGGAACGCUGACUGCAGAUGCGGGCCACGGUUAAAAUGAGAAGGGAAAACUUAGAAUUAAUUAUUCAGUACGAGCUUCUGCUAGAAGGAAAUGCGGACAAACGGAAGGACUGAAGUGCCAAAGAUCAGUUUGUUAUCUCUCUCUUUGCUCUAUCUGCAAGAAGAGUCCCAUCCCUUCAUUGAAAUGGAAAUCAGAUUAAAGAAAUAAAAGAAAAAUUGUUAUCAAA